AUGGAAAAUAAACUUGAGAAAGCCGAGGCGUUGAGAAAUCAACGCCGCGGCCAAACCAUGAAGCUGCCAGACUUGGCGAGCUGGUUUUCCGAGUGGCCGUCGGAUGCGAGCGAGCACCAAGAAGAGCUCCGUCUAUUCAUCGGUAAGCAAGCUGAGAGUGUGAUUGACGAUGAAAGAAAGAUACGUGGCGUCAAAAAGUGUAACUUUGCUUGGUUCACCGCAUUAUGUUAUCGUGAGACAGGAUGGACCGAUCUCCAAACUGUAGCACUCUUUGUCCUCUGGAUCUUUGUUUGGGACGACGAGAUUGACACUGGCGAGUCCGCCUACUCCACGGAUCUCAAUCUGGCUCAGACCUACAGACAACAAUCACUCGACUUCGCUCGCUGGUGUCUCGAUCAACAAGAGUCUAGCCUUCCCCCAUUCCUUGCCAAGUUCCCCGUUGUAUCUCGCAUCUACAAAGGAUUGCUCCGCUUCUUCUGUCAGGGCACGGCCGACGAGAAACCAACUUGUUCCGUUGCCUCGAUGAAACUUUUCCAAGAAUGGGCGUUUACGCUUCGCACCCAUAUGGAUGCCAACCAACUUUCUCGCCUAUUCAAAGAAGUCGAACGAUACAUCACUCAAUGCGGCAUGGAACAAGAAGAACGCAGUGCUGGCAAGGUCCCUACUCCAGACGAGUAUAUGGAAAUGCGCAUGGGCAACUCCGGGGUUUACAUUGCUUGUGCCUUUCACGAAUACUUUAUCAAGUCACACUUGCCCCAAUGGUUGAUGAACUCAACAGAGAUGACCAAUCUCUGGCGCUUGACGAAUAUUCUUCUAGUGCUUAUCAAUGGCAUACUGUCUCUUAAGAAAGAAAUAGUGGAGGGCAACAUUAUUAGUAUCAUCCCAGUCAAGUUCCACGCCAAUGGGAAUUCCGGCCUUAAUCAAGUCGUCGAGGAGGCUCUGAAUGAUAUCAAACUUGAAAUGAAAGCGUUUGACGAGACCGCCAGCAGUCUGAAUAAGCUAACGAGCGAUGGUCCCUUUAAUAAGCAAACAAUGCAGUUUGUUAGCUAUUGCCGUAGAUCGGUUACUGGAACUCUGACUUUUACGAUGAGGUCAGAUCGUUACAGGGUUAAUGAGUACAUACGGGAAGAUGGAUCUAUGCACAUUGUUCUGUAG
This is a messenger RNA of Ilyonectria robusta, 1155 nucleotides long. RefSeq names its product isoprenoid synthase domain-containing protein. Lineage: Eukaryota; Fungi; Ascomycota; Sordariomycetes; Hypocreales; Nectriaceae. Bases 1 to 1155 code for a protein of 384 amino acids. The record is from RefSeq and is a predicted model, not a curated record. The transcript has 6 exons.